CGAGUUUGACACCCCUGUUCUAAGGCAAUGAAGCAAACAAGCCAUUGUGGUUUGUUGACUCUAUCAUAUCAAUUGCCAGACUUCUAAUGUGGGCCUUGAUGUUUUUAAGGUGGGUAGAACAAGACCCAAAGGAAAUACUGCAAUCUGUCUAUGAAUGUGUUGAAAGAACAUGUGAGAAAUUGAACCAGCUGAAUAUAGACAUUUCCAACAUAAAAGCUGUUGGAGUUAGCAAUCAGAGAGAGACAACUGUAGUUUGGGACAAAGAAACUGGAGAACCUCUGUAUAAUGCUAUUGUAUGGCUUGACCUAAGAACUCAAUCUACUGUUGAAAGACUUCUUAAAAGGAUUCCAGGGAAGAAUAAAUCCUUUUUUAAGAGUAGGACUGGUCUCCCUCUUAGCACAUAUUUCAGUGCUGUGAAGCUACGCUGGCUUUUGGACAAUGUGAAAGAGAUCAGGCAAGCAGUUCUUGAAGGGAGAGCUCUUUUUGGUACUGUUGAUUCAUGGUUAAUAUGGUGUUUGACUGGUGGAAAAAAUGGAGGUAUUCAUUGCACUGACGUAACCAAUGCCAGUAGGACAAUGUUGUUUAACAUUCAUUCAUUAGAGUGGGAUGAUGAGCUUUGCAAUUUUUUUGAAAUUCCAAUGGAAAUGCUUCCCAAAGUGCGAAGUUCUUCAGAAAUCUAUGGAUUACUGAAAAUCUCUCCUACCCUGAGUUCUGGAGCUUUGACUGGUGUGCCAAUUUCUGGGUGUUUAGGUGAUCAGUCUGCUGCACUAGUAGGACAAAUGUGCUUCAAGGAUGGCCAAGCAAAGAAUACGUAUGGAACAGGCUGCUUCUUACUCUGCAAUACAGGCCAUAAGCCUGCAUUCUCUGAGCACGGUCUCUUAACCACUGUGGCUUACAAAUUGGGCAGAGACAAGGAUGUCUGUUACGCAUUAGAAGGCUCUGUUGCUAUUGCAGGAGCUGUUGUUCGUUGGUUGAGGGACAAUCUUGGUAUUGCAAAAUCUUCAGAAGAAGUAGAGAAACUUGCUGCCGAAGUAGGCACAUCUUAUGGCUGCUACUUUGUUCCUGCAUUUUCAGGAUUAUAUGCACCAUACUGGGAACCCAGUGCAAGGGG
Thamnophis sirtalis is the source of this 1111-nucleotide messenger RNA. The record is from RefSeq and is a predicted model, not a curated record. NCBI's taxonomy places the organism in Eukaryota, Metazoa, Chordata, Lepidosauria, Squamata, Natricidae.